UGUCUUGCUCUCUCCACAGCUCUACUUAUACAGCUCAAGAAAGCAUGUAGCUCCAUAGCCUCUCAAUUCUCAGUCUUCUGUUUCUUCUUCUGUCCCACAUCUCAUCUCCCUCUCGCUUAUUUCAGCCUUGCAUAGGAUCGAAGUUCUUAAGAAAUUUCGUGCUACCUUGGGAAACUCGAGCUUCUUCAAACUCAAAUUCAUCUUUCUUCCAUAAAGUUCCCUAUUCUCUCAAUCUACAAGCCAUUCCCUUUUUCCUGUAUUCUUUUUUCCUUUUUGGUCCUGAGUUCUCGGGUGUUGUGUCCUUUUCAUGCUCUUUCUGGUGGUACCGUGCUUCCUACCCUAGCUUUUCAAGUCUCUGCAAGCAGAUUUUUUCCUUUGGGUCUUUUUCAUUUUCGCUUUUUUCUCUGUGUGAAGGAAAAGUUUCCUAUGAACUGAAACAGAAACUCCAUGGCUAUGGUUACAUUGACAUCUGGGUGCAACAACUUCUCGCAUAGUGAUAAUCACCUUCGUGAUGUCUCCUUUUCUUCUUACGUAAAUGGCACUGAUGAACCCUUUGUACUUAAACUUGCUGAGUCAAAUGGAAGUCUCAGUACCGUCACCACUUCCCCACAGGAGCGUCUUUACUUGGGACGAAAGAAGGCGGAAGAUGGAGAGAUCGGUGUCUUUGGUGCGGAGAAAUACUUUAAUGGAGGAAUGGAUGAAGAGAAGCCAAGCAUUGCCAACAAGAUUCGAGGAAUGAAUGAGACGCCAAGACUUGCCAACAAGAAUGGAGGAACAAAUGAGGAGAAGUCAUUAACUGCCAGCAAGAGUGCAAGGAGGUGCCAACAUCAGAACGAGGAAGGGGUUGGUUUUGAAGCUAUCAAACCAAAAAUUCAGCCAGGAACUCCAAGCAUGAUUUCAGAAUCAAGUUUUAUGCGUUCAGAAUCAAGCUGGGAUAGUCAAAGCGCGUUGCUGACAAGUGUUCCGAGAAACCCACCUCGGAAUAAGACAAAGAUGACACCAGGAAAAAGUUUGCUGGCCAGUCUAUGUUCCAAAUGCUCUUGUUCUGAUAAGAACUCUGUAGAAACUGAUGAAUAUGUUGGUGAAAACAGGCCCAACAAAGGUGCUAGCUGUGGAGGAGUUGAUGGUGAAGCAAUCACAAAAGAACCCAUUAAAACUGGCCAGGAACUAAUUGAUCUAGUUCAAAUUAACAAACAAAGGUCAGAAUCCUGGGGCAAGGAGGCGAUGCAGCACAAGAAAUUCAAUGAGUUGGGAAUUGGGCUGCACAGAGAAAACUGUUUUACGCUCCCAGUUGCAAAAUCCGGAGCAGGAAAUCUGGCAGUUAAAUUACAGUUAGGAGAAGGGGAAGGGAGGAAGCCCCGGAAGUCCUUAGAGAUAUUUGGGUCCCCUAUACUGCAAAAGGGACACAAGUCUUUAAGCCUUGAGAGAAGGUUAACCAUGUUGAGUUGGGAAGCUACUCCAAGAGUAGAGGAACCUGGAAUCAACAAUGAUACCGAGAGUGAUGCAAGUUCAGACUUGUUUGAGAUAGAGAGCCUCUCCAGCAGAGUGGCCCCAUUUUUAGCACGCCAAGAAUCAGAUGGCAUGUCUGGCUGCAUCACUCCCACAACUUGUUAUGCACCAAGCGAAGCAAGCAUAGAGUGGAGUGUCGUUACGGCCAGUGUUGCAGAUUACUCGGUGAUGUCAGACAGUGAUGAGCAAAGGCCACCGUCGAUCACAUCCAGUAAACCAGUUUUUACAAGUAUUACACCUACCAAAACUGCAAGCAAAGAGGUAAAGAGGCGUCCUCCAAGCAUUCUGUCCGGCUGCAAGAAUGACAAGGCUGUGAGAGUUGCAGGAGAUGCCUACAUGACAAAUGAUAAGGCAAUUUCUGAUCCAAGAGGGCGUCACAGGUCUUCAGCGUUCGUCCCAAUGCCUACGACAAGGUUUGAAGCAGAGACUACACUGACCGGGUUUGGCUCCGGAAGCUCAUUCUCCCGCUCACACUCGCAACAUGCUUCGCAUCUUUUAUACAUCUAGUGAUAACAGAUUUUCAUAAGUGUGUCUAGUAAAUCUGCUUUCAUAUUUUGUAUUGUAGUACGACAAAUAAUGUUUUGUAAUACCAUGAAUUUAAUAAAAUCGUCUUAAGAGCCUCUCUUAAUAUGAACACCGAAUGUGUGUUAUU
This is a messenger RNA of Vitis riparia (riverbank grape), 2161 nucleotides long. RefSeq names its product protein PHYTOCHROME KINASE SUBSTRATE 1-like. The transcript has a single exon. The coding region runs from base 448 to 2016 and encodes 522 amino acids. Gene Ontology annotation, biological process: phototropism. Lineage: Eukaryota; Viridiplantae; Streptophyta; Magnoliopsida; Vitales; Vitaceae. The record is from RefSeq and is a predicted model, not a curated record.